Suillus plorans is the source of this 423-nucleotide messenger RNA. RefSeq lists its product as uncharacterized. The coding region runs from base 1 to 423 and encodes 140 amino acids. Lineage: Eukaryota; Fungi; Basidiomycota; Agaricomycetes; Boletales; Suillaceae. The transcript has a single exon. The record is from RefSeq and is a predicted model, not a curated record.
AUGUAUUCAAGUAUCUGUAAGUUGCGCCUUGAGUCCUGCUCUAGUGCUACAGCUCAAAAUUCUAUUUCUGAGAUAGUACAAAUAUGCCAUGAGGCUUGUGUUGCUGCCCAGCAAGAGGCAGCUUGGAGGCAGGAGGAACUGAGGCUCUACAAGCUGCAACUCGAUAACACGCAAAAAGAAAUUCUCAGAGCUCAAGAUAUACUUGGAGUCAUUGAAGCCCAGAGGGACGAUGCGGAGGCUGCUGCCACUGACACAUGCUCAAAGGCUCGAAAACUGAAUGAAGAACACUUGAUCGAGCUCGCAAGGGAGGAGGGUCGCAGGCUCAGGUAUGAAGAAGGCAUUCGAUGCGGUCGUAAUACGGGUUACCGAGAAGGGCGCGUCGUUGUUAUCGAUGAUGGUCGGUCUCCAAUGCCAUGCGCUUGA